This is a messenger RNA of Gossypium arboreum, 306 nucleotides long. RefSeq lists its product as uncharacterized. NCBI's taxonomy places the organism in Eukaryota, Viridiplantae, Streptophyta, Magnoliopsida, Malvales, Malvaceae. The record is from RefSeq and is a predicted model, not a curated record. The coding region runs from base 1 to 306 and encodes 101 amino acids. The transcript has a single exon.
AUGGGACCGGUUAGCUACCAACUUGAGUUACCUUCAAAGUUGGACCAGAUUCAAGAUGUGUUCCAUGUCUCUAAGUUGAGGCGAUAUCGCUCUUAUCCUAUGCACAUCAUCUUGGCUGAGGAGAUUAAGGUUAGACUAGACCUGAUUUCUGAGGAGGAGCCGAUUCAGAUUUUAGAUCGCGAUGUGAAAGUUCUGAGGACGAAGUCUGUUCCACUGGUUAAGGUGCUAAGAUGUAAUCACAAUUUCGAGGAAGCUACGUGGGAACCCGAGGAGGCGAUGCGACAGCAAUACCAAUAUUUGUUUUGA